This is a messenger RNA of Rhinolophus ferrumequinum (greater horseshoe bat), 4084 nucleotides long. RefSeq names its product leucine rich repeat containing 58 (gene LRRC58). The transcript is spliced from 4 exons. The record is from RefSeq and is a predicted model, not a curated record. Lineage: Eukaryota; Metazoa; Chordata; Mammalia; Chiroptera; Rhinolophidae. Gene Ontology annotation, molecular function: protein binding. Bases 156 to 1271 code for a protein of 371 amino acids.
GCGUGCCUCGGCGGGGGCGCGCGACGUUAGCGUCAGCCCUCGCAACUUCCGACGCAGCCCUGGGUUCAGGUUCCGGGGCGCCGCGGAUCUCUCGGCCUGUGAGUCGCAGGCGGCGCUCUCCGGGCUCCGGGGCCGCGGGCCCUGCGGCUGCCGGAAUGGAGGAGGCCGGAGUGGCCGUGACCACGGCCGGGGAGGCUGAACUGAACUUGUCCCGCCUCAGCGUGUCCGCCGAGACGCUGGAGUCGGAGCUGGAGUCGCGGGGCGAGGAGCGGCGCGGCGCGCGGGAGGCGCUGCUGCGUCUGCUGCUGCCGCACAACCGUCUGGUGUCCCUGCCGCGGGCGCUGGGCAACGGCUUUCCGUACCUCCAGCUGUUGGACGUGAGCGGCAACGCGUUGACCGCGUUGGGGCCCGAGCUGCUCGCGCUGCGCGGCCUGCGCACGCUGCUGGCCAAGAACAACAGGCUCGGCGGGCCAGGCUCGCUGCCCAAGGGUCUGGCCCAGUCGCCUCUCUCUCGCAGCCUUCAGGUGCUCAACCUCAGCGGGAACUGCUUCCAAGAGGUGCCUGCCUCCGUGCUGGAGCUGCGCGCGCUGCAGACCCUCAGCCUGGGCGGCAACCAGCUGCAGACCAUCCCGGCCGAGAUCGAGAACUUGCGGAGCUUAGAGUGUUUAUAUCUUGGAGGAAACUUCAUCAAAGAAAUCCCACCAGAAUUAGCAAAUCUGCCUUCUCUAAAUUACUUGGUAUUAUGUGACAACAAAAUCCAAAGUGUGCCUCCUCAGCUUUCACAGUUGCAUUCGCUUCGUUCCCUCAGUCUUCACAAUAACUUGCUGACAUACCUGCCUCGAGAAAUCCUCAACCUUAUUCAUUUGGAAGAAUUGAGUUUGCGAGGAAAUCCGUUGGUUGUUCGUUUUGUUAGAGAUUUAACCUAUGACCCUCCAACUCUCCUGGAAUUAGCUGCACGGACCAUUAAAAUUCGAAAUAUUUCCUACACUCCUUGUGAUCUUCCUGGGAAUCUUCUUAGAUACUUGAGUUUAGCCAGCAAUUGCCCAAACCCAAAGUGUGGAGGAGUCUACUUUGACUGCUGUGUCAGACAAAUAAAAUUUGUGGACUUCUGUGGGAAGUACCGCCUGCCCCUGAUGCACUACCUGUGUUCGCCGGAAUGCUCUUCCCCUUGCAGUUCUGCCACUCACAGCUCCACAUCCCAGAGCGAAUCGGACUCGGAGGAUGAAGCUAGCGUUGCUGCACACAGAAUGCAGAAAGUCCUUCUGGGCUGAGAACAGUGCUGGGAAACACUAACAGACUGAGCAAAGGUGGUUAGGAAAGAAAACAGACUUUGAAGUUAUCUAGAAACCGUAUCUUCAUCUUGAAUGUCCAUAAAAGAGUCGGGGGUGAUGUAAAAUAUUUUGUUUUCAUCCACCCGUUCAGCAGGAAUGAAUCCAGUUCUGUGUUUGGAUUCCUUGAAUGUAAUUCACUCUGAAUGGCAGUUUCAGAUUUGGCUGAUUGCUUGCAAUUUUCACUCCAGUUUUGCAUGACUCACAUAGCAAACUAGAAUAUUUUAAAGAGCAGUGCUAUAAUAGACCAUGAGUGGUAUAACGUGACAGUUGAGACUAAGAAAGAAAUGAUAAAAGCUGUAAUUAUUGCCAGAGUUGUCGUUGGGUUUAGGUGGAACACUAUACCAUAAUAGAAGUAGCCCUCCUUUGAUGUAUUGCCCAUAUGUUGAGAUUACAGAGCUAUUCAGAUAAGCUCACAGAUGGUUACAUGGGACCCAAACCUUUCUGACCUACUAACUGGUAAAGUAGGGGAUAUAACCUUAUGUGGGAUUUUAAAACUCUUCAGUUCUGCUUCUUUAUUCUAUAUGACUGUUGUUACCUUUAAUCCAGCAAUGACUGAUAGUGCCUUCAGAAAUAUGCUUUAACAGAACUAGGGAAACAACUGUUUAACAUCUGAGCUCAUGGCCACCUAACUUCAUUUUUUGUUUAAACAUGAAGUAAUCCCCUAUAAAUCACUUUUACACUUAAUGGGAGGCCACUCUCUUGAUCAUUCUGUUACCAUAACAGAAUAAUAGUUUUUGAUUGAAAAAUCCGAUUUCUUUUGACAGAAAAGAGAUGUAAACUAGUAAAGCUUCUUUAUAUACAAGUGGAAAACUGAUUUAAAAAUUUUUAACAAUCAGGUAUGACUCCAUUGCCUGUGUGUAUUGAACUGUAACUUUUUCUACAUUUUAAAGAAACACUAGAAAAAUAUUACAAGCCAAAUAAAAUUUGGGCCAACAAUCAUUGUGUUUGUGCACAAUAGAAGAAUUUCCAAAACCAGUUUAGCCAUGGAAUAUUUUUUGAAAAUAAUGUAUUGAUAAUAUAUUUUAAAAAUAUUAACUACAUUAUAUUCUUAAAGUAUAGCAGAAAAAUGACUUCACAGGUUAAUUGCUAUUAUAAAUGACCAAAUUUUUAACUAAUUUUAAAUGCAAUAAAAAUUGAAUAAUAGUCCAAUUAUAGGUUGAUAUUAUAAAAUAAAAUGCAAAACACAUACUAGCAAUCAUUAGAUCAUUAACCCAUAACAUGAUGGUUUGUUGGUAAAUGUUACCUGUACAGUAAUAUGCAUGUCAGAAAUACAUUGGAACACGAGACAAUCUCCCCUCUGACUUGCUGGCAUUCAUGACUGGGCACACAAUUUCUUAAAAGCAGAUUGUUGUACAAUAAUGAUAUGUACUUACAUAGAUUAGGUUUUUGUCAUAUAUAUUUUAUUUUAGAAGAAAAUAUAUUGUAGGAUAGUUCAGGGUUUGUUUGUUUAUUAUAUGUUAAUUCAUGAAACAGUUUCAUGACUGCAGGUGUGAAACGCUGCUAUAGAGUGAAUUCCUUCUUCCCUCUUGUUGUAACGUAAGAUUCUUUUUUCCUUAUGAUUCAGAAAUUUUCUAUACUAUGUAAGUAAUCUAGUAUGUUUCUGCUGCCUAGCAAAGUAGUAUGUGGGUGAUUAUACCAUACCAUGGAAGUAAUGAGAAGUCUUACUUCUCCGUUUAAGCCACAGCAAGCUGCAUAUUACAGAAUUACGAAUGGUAAAGAUGACUUAGGCAGUGUCUAGUGGCAAGCCCCCAAUGUCUUGUAAGUAAGUGACUUAGUUUAGAUACAUAAAAUAUUUUCAUAGAAAAUAGUGUAUUCAUAGUAAAAUAGUCAAAUUAAUAGGACCAAAAUUUUCUGGCUUAUGCCUCAGUUUACUUCCUAAUUCAUUACCAACUUGACCUAAGAGCUUGGGUAAUCUUCUAAAAGUUAGUCUUUGUAAAAUAAAUGGGUAGGUAUGUAAAUAUGGUAUUUAACCUUACAUAACUCUUUCCAGCUUCCCAGAAAGAAGAUACACUGAUUGAGCUUUUACAGAUGUAAAUAGGUCUACCCAGGAAUAGUUUCUAGCCUUUGCUGUAUAAUGUAGAUGUACACUAUAGUAUACAACAAAAUACCUUUCAACAAAAUGUUAUGUUUAUCUGUAUGUACAUUUGAAAAUCUAAGAUAAGUGUCCACUGCCUUUGGUUACUUUUACUGAAAUCUACAUUAUAGCUGUUAGUUUUAUCUUUUUUUUUUUUUUAAGUCUUUGACCUAAAUUUUUACAAGAGCUGCUCAUAAUUUCUAAGAUUUUUCCUGUUUUUCCCCUACCUUCCCUUUUUUCAUAACUGAUGAUAAUAGAAAUUAACCAGAGCUGAGAUCAAGGGACUUGAUAUAUUAGAAGCCAGAUACUCAGCUCCUGAGUCAUAUAGCUAUUUAAAAUGAUAAAAUGAUAAUCUUUAUUAAGUCACAUGUUUGUGUUUAAACUAUAGUUAGUAAACUUUGACUGUAUUUUUUGAGAUUUAUAGAAUGCACUAAUUUUCAUAGUGAAAUAAGUUUUUAUAUUGUUACACUUGGACAAUUUUAGUGACCAAAACUUAGGUGGAUAAAACUACUUAACCAAAGCAUUAAUGUGUUCAGAAUGAAAUUCUUCAGUGCUAGUAUUUGAAACUAAAAUGGGUACAACGAACAUUCUUAGUAGUCUUUAUUCCUAAAACGCAGUUCUCAUUGUCACCAAACUGAGUUGUGAAAUAAUCCUAGGUUUUAGGAAAUAGUAAGAUUAG